Messenger RNA from Capronia coronata CBS 617.96, 1074 nucleotides. RefSeq lists its product as uncharacterized. The record is from RefSeq and is a predicted model, not a curated record. Lineage: Eukaryota; Fungi; Ascomycota; Eurotiomycetes; Chaetothyriales; Herpotrichiellaceae. The transcript has a single exon. Gene Ontology annotation, biological process: ribose phosphate metabolic process; nucleoside phosphate metabolic process. Gene Ontology annotation, molecular function: ADP-ribose pyrophosphatase activity; ADP-glucose pyrophosphatase activity. The coding region runs from base 1 to 1074 and encodes 357 amino acids.
AUGUCAAAAUCAGCGCCGUCGCCGUCGACAGCGACAUUCAUCCUCCCCAACAGCAACCCAGACAUUCCAAUCACCCAUCCCACAUCACUAAACCAAGACCAGAUCCUGACCUUCCCAGCUUUCAAGACGUGGCUGAGAACAUUACAAAAGUCGCUAGCCCUACAGCAACGACAGAAAAAACACCCAUUCCACGCGGCGCCUUAUUCUCUCAGAUCCAUCGAGAUCCAAAGCGUCGACUUCUUCUCCGGCCACAGGCUCGGGUUCUUGAAGAUGAAAGCCACUGUGGCCAAUGGUCGAGGAGAAUCAUUGCCCGGGUCGGUGUUUAUGCGUGGUGGGAGUGUUGCUAUGAUGAUUGUUCUGACGCCGGAAAUGAGACGUCCCAAACCUAAUGAUAACAAGACUGAUACUGAUACUGAUCCCGAUACUGAUACUGAUCUCGAUACCGCUACCGUUGAUGGAGGAGGAGGAAGUGGAAAAGCACAGGUAAUCUCAGGAGGCGAAGAAUAUGUGAUCCUCACGCUGCAGCCACGUAUUGCAGCCGGAUCCCUAAGUUUCGUCGAACUGCCCGCCGGAAUGAUCGACGACAGCGGCUCCUUCGCCGGCGCCGCGGCCAGAGAGAUCCAGGAGGAAACAGGUCUCGAGAUUGCCGCAGAGGAACUCAUCGACAUGACACAGCUGGCUUUACGGGCCCGAAGACCUACGACGGUGGAUCGGGGACAGAAGCCAGCCGAAAGGGAUACCAACGACACAAACCACAGCACUGAUACUGAUCUUGGACCUGAUCCUGAAACCCAGGACGCCACUGAUGCCGAUGAACCCCACCUCCAAGCAGCAGUAUACCCGUCCCCCGGCGGCAGCGACGAGUUCAUCCCCAUCUUCCUCGUGCGGAAACGUCUCCCGCGCGCCGAGAUCGACCAGCUGAAAGGGAAAUUGACGGGACUGAGGGAUGACGGGGAGAAGAUCACGCUGAAGAUCGUGCGGCUGGACGAGGUCUGGAAAGUUGCGGGGAGGGAUGGGAAGACGUUGGCGGCAUUGGCGCUGUAUGCUGGAUUGAAGGGCGAAGGGAGAAUAUGA